AUGGACCCGGACCUAAAGUGUAAUCGUCUGACAUGCCGUCGACCAUUAAGCAAUAAAGCUGUUGUGUGGAUAACGACGCUUACAGUUGAGUGCGCGAACGAAUUAUUCAAUGCAUCUCGUCUAUGCCCAGCAUGCGAAACAACGUUGACGGAACCAGACGACGUUGUUCUUUGUUCGCUUCAACCUACAAAUGAUUACAAAACAUCUGUUCUAUCGGGGUUAACACCUUCUACAAUUUUGGAAAUUUGUAGCAGGGCAAUCUCCUUUUGGCAGUACCAAAUUCAUCAAGAAAGCUCGUUCCAGCAAGCUGUCGUUAGGAACGUCAACGACAAGAAUGCGCAGCUUCAGAAACAGCUGGAGAAUGUGGUCAGAGAGGGUAAGCGAUGA
Messenger RNA from Laccaria bicolor S238N-H82, 387 nucleotides. RefSeq lists its product as uncharacterized. The record is from RefSeq and is a predicted model, not a curated record. The transcript is spliced from 8 exons. Gene Ontology annotation, biological process: reciprocal meiotic recombination. Bases 1 to 387 code for a protein of 128 amino acids. NCBI's taxonomy places the organism in Eukaryota, Fungi, Basidiomycota, Agaricomycetes, Agaricales, Hydnangiaceae. Gene Ontology annotation, molecular function: ubiquitin protein ligase activity. Gene Ontology annotation, cellular component: synaptonemal complex.